AUGGGCAUCGUCAAAUUAAUCUCAGCGUUUCGACGAUGCAAGGAAUUUAAAGAUGACAAUUCAACUCCACUGGCGCGUUGUCUCGGCCUGAUAGACCUUACAGGAUUAGGUAUAGGCAGCACCCUUGGGUUAGGAGUGUAUGUUCUGGCAGGAGCUGUAGCGAAGACUGUGGCAGGGCCUGCUGUCACCAUCAGUUUCCUGGUAGCUGCUAUAGCCUCAGCGUUCGCUGGACUCUGCUACGCGGAAUUCGCCGCUCGCGUCCCAAAAGCCGGUUCAGCGUAUGUCUACAGCUACAUCAGUGUAGGCGAGUUCAUCGCCUUUACCAUCGGUUGGAACCUUAUCUUGGAGUACGUGAUAGGCACUGCCAGCGUCGCCAAAGGCAUGGCUUUGUAUAUAGACAGUCUGUGCAAUAAAACUAUGGAAAACAAGAUGAAGGAAGUCGCGCCGAUCAGCGUUUCAUUUCUUGCUGAAUACCCAGACUUCUUUGCUUUUGGACUUGUGGCUGUUAUUACGGUGUUGCUGGGUAUUGGUGUGAAAGAGUCCACGAAGCUAAACAACGUGUUUACAGCGCUCAACCUCAUGACUGUCAUUGUUGUGGUCGUGACUGGAGCUAUUUACAGCAAUACUGCUAACUGGAGAAUCGAUCCGGCCGACAUUCCUGACGAAUACAAAGCUGUUGCCGGUAACGGUGGAUUCGCACCGUUUGGCAUGGCUGGUAUAAUGGCUGGCGCUGCUAAAUGCUUCUUCGGUUUCGUUGGGUUCGACUGUGUGGCGACUACAGGAGAGGAAGCCAAGAACCCAAAGCGGGAUAUCCCCCUGUCCAUUAUUCUGUCACUAGUGGUCGUCUUCCUCUCUUACUUCAGUGUUGCGACGGUCUUGACCAUGAUGCUGCCGUAUUAUUUGCAGGACGCCAAAGCUCCCUUUCCGUACGUGUUCACCGUGGUCGACCUUCCCGCUAUCAAAUGGAUUGUUACCAUUGGCGCGAUAUUCGCUCUCUGCACCUCCAUGCUGGGCGCCAUGUUUCCUCUCCCAAGAGUGCUCUAUGCCAUGGGUAGUGACGGAGUACUCUUCAGGCCACUUUCAAUUAUCCAUGCGAAAACUAAAACGCCGUUGCUGGCAACAGCACUCAGCGGCCUUUUAGCAGCAAGUAUGGCGACAAUAUUCGACCUGGAUCAGCUGAUAGACAUGAUGUCUAUUGGUACCCUCCUCGCGUACACUAUUGUUGCUAUCAGCGUGCUCAUACUCAGAUACGAAGAACAGCAGGACCUCCAAUUACAAGGCACUAAACCAGCUCCAGAAACACCGUACGAAGUAGGCAAACAACUGUUCAAUCUGCUCGGCAUCAAAUACCCAUCACAACUGUCAUCUAGUAUCGCUAAAGUUACCAUGUUAAUCGUUUUCGGCUUGGCCUUGGUGACGUGCAUUCUUCUCCGCUGCGAGACGGGGAGCGUCGCCCUCGGCGUGCUCGGCGCGGCGCUGCUCGUGCUGCUGGUCGUGUUGUACCGACAGCCGAGGAAUGACGUCUCUGGGCUUUCCUUCGCGGUGCCACUAGUUCCAUUGGUCCCUUAUCUAAGUAUGUGUAUGAAUAUAUACCUGAUGGUCCAGCUCGACUACCAGACCUGGGUGCGAUUCAUCAUCUGGCUUGUUAUUGGCUACCUGAUAUAUUUCUUCUACGGAUUGAAACAUAGCUCACUGAACGAGAAGAACAUUCCAAAAUUAAACGGCAACGGAAUGAAUGGAGUGAACGGUGUCAAAGAUGAGAAGCGUACCGUCACUACAAAGUUUUAG
This is a messenger RNA of Arctia plantaginis, 1788 nucleotides long. The record is from the annotation of a GenBank genome assembly. NCBI's taxonomy places the organism in Eukaryota, Metazoa, Arthropoda, Insecta, Lepidoptera, Erebidae.